Molecule: messenger RNA, 447 nt
Organism: Staurois parvus
Lineage: Eukaryota; Metazoa; Chordata; Amphibia; Anura; Ranidae
Source: the annotation of a GenBank genome assembly
GUGAGAGUUACUGCAGGUGAUGUCUGCAUAAUAGAAUGCAUAGUGGCAGGCACACCAGAACUUUCAGCCAGCUGGUUCAAAGAUGGCAAGGAACUGACCAGCAGUCAGAAAUAUAAGAUCAGUCUAUCCAAUAAGGUAGCCUCUAUUAAAAUCCUCUCUGCAGACAAAAAUGACAGUGGAGAAUAUACCUUUGAAGUGAAAAACAAUGUUGGAAAAAGCACCUGUACUGCAACAGUUGAUGUUCUUGAUCGUGUAUUACCUCCUUCUUUCACCAAAAAAUUGAAAGAAACCACUGCAGCAGUAGGUUCAUCUGUUCAAAUGGAAUGCAAAAUCGCUGGAUCACUGCCUAUCUCUAUUACUUGGCUUCACAAUGGAAGCAAGAUCUUCAGUGGAGACAAAUAUGAGCCUGAAUUUUCUGAUAGUCUUUGUGUUUUAAAAAUUAAUUAC